Molecule: messenger RNA, 183 nt
Organism: Opisthorchis viverrini
Lineage: Eukaryota; Metazoa; Platyhelminthes; Trematoda; Opisthorchiida; Opisthorchiidae
Exons: 1
Coding region: 1-183 (60 amino acids)
Source: RefSeq, a predicted model, not a curated record
AUGGAACAAACUUCCUUGUCUGAUAACUAUUGUGUGAUAGUAACGGCCCUAUUGCGCAUGCAUGGUGGUUCUCUGUUCGCCUUUUUCAUCUUGACGGCCAAUCCGUUGCAAAAGCCAGAGGAAUGUCGCGGAAAUACGUUUGCUUACUACAUGUAUUUCCUUCUGCUGAAAUUUGGUGACUGA